Messenger RNA from Salvia hispanica, 617 nucleotides. RefSeq lists its product as uncharacterized. The record is from RefSeq and is a predicted model, not a curated record. NCBI's taxonomy places the organism in Eukaryota, Viridiplantae, Streptophyta, Magnoliopsida, Lamiales, Lamiaceae.
GUGGGAAGAAUGGUGGAAUUGACAGUUGUUGAAUGGUCUCAUUCAACUCUUCCCAACUGUUAUCCCGACACACCCAAUUAGCCCAGAAAAUUAAUUCGGUGGGGAAGAAAUCGCCCAACAAAGAAACUCAGAGGAAGAAGACGAAAAGGGGGAUUUUCAAAAAUUAAAUUGCGAUGAUACAGAUCAUAGAUCGGAGCUCCUUGCUGUUUCUCUCAUGUUUAUUGUCUUCCUUAAUCCCAGGGUUGGCGGACACCUCAGCUGCGUCAAAUUCAUCUAACCAGAAGGAUUCGAGCAAGAAAUCGUCUGGAGGUUCCACGUGGUUGGAAGUCCUCCUCGUAUGUCUCGGCCUUGUAGCCGUGGGGGCGUUUUCCGUCUUCUUAUUCAAGCUGUGGCAAAGGAAGAAGCGAGAGGAGCAACACGCCCGCCUCCUGAGGCUUUUUGAGCAGGACGACGAGCUUGAAGUCGAACUUGGCAUCCGGGAUUGAGCUUCAUUUUUUUUAUCUCCUAGGUUUUGACACUUUGCAAUGUCGUUCAAUCUGAAACGAGGAUGGGAGAUAUCAUUAGACAAAAUAUUGAAAAACUAAAUUUUAAAAAUUAAUGUUCAUAUUUCCAUGUCA